Molecule: messenger RNA, 2085 nt
Organism: Bipolaris zeicola 26-R-13
Lineage: Eukaryota; Fungi; Ascomycota; Dothideomycetes; Pleosporales; Pleosporaceae
Exons: 3
Coding region: 1-2085 (694 amino acids)
Biological process (GO): amino acid transmembrane export from vacuole
Source: RefSeq, a predicted model, not a curated record
AUGGCACCGCGCGCGCCCGAGCUUCCGCCCUACCAGCGACCAGCCAUCGCCCGAAAUGCCUCGUCCCAGUCAAAGGCCUCGGUCCUCUCCAUCUCCCAGUCCAACGAGGCAGACGAUGAGCAGAGCCUGUCUGACCAUCACCACUUCGACAUGGAGGCUGCCCCAGACCGCCCCCACUACCAUGGCGAGGACACGCGCCUGACCAGCGACAAGGAGCUCCGCGGCUUUUACAUGUAUGGAUGGGCCGCUGAGGUCUUUGUCGUCUGUGGAAUUGGCUCCUUCAUACCCGUCACCCUCGAGCAACUAGCCCGCGAAAAUGGCGUCCUGCUUGCCGACCACUCCACACCAUGCAAGGCCACGAUACCCGCCGUGUCCCCCAUCAAUGCAUUGUUCAAACCAGGCCCUGAAAAAGGACAAUGCGUAGUCUACAUCCUCGGCGUGGAAAUCAACACGGCCAGUUUUGCCAUGUACACGUUCAGUAUAUCAGUCCUCAUACAGGCUCUGUUGAUCAUUAGCAUGAGCGGCGCCGCCGACCACGGCAGGUUUAGAAAGACAUUCCUCCUCUAUUUCGCCUUCAUCGGCAGCAUAGCCACCAUGCUGUUUUUGCCGGUAGUCCCGAGCAUCUAUAUCCUGGGCGCAUUCCUUGCCAUAGUCGCAAACACAUGCUUCGGCGCAAGCUUCGUCCUGCUCAACAGCUUCCUACCCCUUCUCGUGCGUUUCCACCCUACCGUCAAGUAUGCAGACACCAGCGCCGCAACCUCCUUCAUCGACGGGGACGAAGACGAAGACGAGCACGUAGACGUGGCUGACGACGAAGUCACGACCGAAGAAGACGACGAAAGAGGUGGAGAAACGCCCACCCAGGAAAACAUAGUCCGAGACGCACGUUAUGCCAACCGCAUUGCAGAGCGUGAAGGCCUCCUUGAAGAAGUUGCAGAUGCCACAACCGCACUGCUCCCCCAUACUCCGCCAAGCGUCGACCUGACAAUCCCAAGGCCAAAGGCCUCCAACGCUUCCUCGGUCGAACUUUCCCUCGCUACCAAAAUCUCAUCUUACGGCAUUGCAAUUGGAUACAUUGCCGCCUUGCUUGUCCAAACUGUGGGCAUCCUCGUAGUCAUUGCUUUCAAGUCUUCAAACUUUGGACUUCGCCUGGUUCUUUUCAUCAUCGGCGCAUGGUGGUUUCUCUUUACUCUCCCGACCGCCCGCUGGCUUCGACCUCGCCCCGGCCCACCCUUGCACAUUGGGGAGCAGACGUCCAAUUUCCGCACCGCCCUCGCAUACUUUAGCUACUCGUGGAAGUCGCUCGGCCGCACCGUAACCCAUGCCCGCCAUCUCAAGGAUGUCCUGCUUUUCCUUGCAGCCUGGUUCUUGCUAUCAGAUAGCAUAGCCACAGUCUCGGGCACAGCAGUCCUUUUUGCAAAGACGACACUCGGAAUGCCAUAUGCCAUGUUGGCCCUCAUCAACGUCAUUGCAACCGUCUUUGGCGUUUUAGGCGCUUUCCUCUGGUCACGCCUCUCGUCGUUUUUCCACUUGUCACCCACGCAAACAAUCCUGCUCUGCAUCUUGCUCUUCGAAACCAUCCCCAUUUACGGACUCCUUGGAUAUAUCCCAGCAGUCCAGCGGUUGGGAUUCCUAGGUCUACAGCAGCAGUGGGAGAUGUAUCCUCUGGGUGCCGUUUACGGUUUUGUCCUCGGUGGUCUCAGCAGUUACUGUCGUGCACUGUUUGGUGAACUCAUUCCUCCGGGUUAUGAGGCGGCUUUUUAUGCUUUGUACGCCAUAACCGACAAGGGCAGCAGUGUUUUUGGUCCCGCCAUAGUAGGCGCAAUUACAGAUGCCUAUGGGGAAAUUAGACCGGCAUUUUGGUUCCUAGCCGUUCUUGUCGGUCUCCCCUUCCCCAUUAUGCUCCUUGUCAACGUAGACCGCGGCCGCAUAGAGGGCGCGGCUCUAGCAAAAACACUGGCCCAGCUCGCCCGUGUCAGCGAUGCCCUCGACGACCUUGACGCCCAAGAUACCCUGUCCGAGGAGAUUCGAAAUGAUCUCCACGGCUCUUUUUCCUACCAACGAGGUGGCAGACAAGAUAUUUGA